CCUCACCAUGGGGCAGGUCCAGCUCUGGCAGAACUGGGUUAAUCCCCCAACCCUCUCUCAUCCACAUCCUCCCAGAGAACAGCAAACUCCGUGUGCUUCCUCACUCUGUGUGGCUGCUUCCUGCCCCCUGAGCCUCUCACAAGUUCCUGAUGCCUCCUCCUACCACCGGCUCCUCUGUGGGGAUAGGGAUGGUGGGAAGAUAUCUGGUGUCCCUCAGAAAGCAGCAGGCUGAGCUGGGAUGAGAGGGAAGGCGAGCUCUGGACGCUGCUGCUCGCCCUGGUGCUGCUCCGCCUCUCUCGUGUUUCACCGGAUCUCGCAGCUUUAACAGGAAACCCCCUUGUUUUGGUUGAGUCACAGGCAUUGCCACUGCCCGUGGUGACUCCAAACUUUGUGUCACCGAUGGGGAGAAAACAGGGAAAGAUUUGGGCUGUGGGACGUGGCAGCUGCUGUUUUCCUCUCCUUUCCUGUGCCAAGGCACAGCUGGAGUCACCAUGAGGCAAGGCAGGAGCGAGGAGAGCGGAAAACCCUCGGCAGUGCUCGCUCUUCUCACUUUAUUUCAGCUUCAGGAAGAGCAGCCAUGGAGGCAGCGCUCAUCUUCCUGUGCUCCCUGCUGGUGCCAGCAGCCCUGGCAGACGUGGCCACCCAGGAGAAGGAGGAGGAGGAUCCCUUUAACUAUGACUACCAGAGCCUGAGGAUCGGGGGGCUGGUGUUCGCCGUGGUCCUGUUCACCGUGGGCAUUCUCCUCAUCCUCAGCAGGAGGUGCAGGUGCAGUUUCAAGCAGAAGCCCAGGGCUCCAGGGGACGAGGAGGCUCAGGCAGAGAACCUGAUCACCUCGAAUGCAACGGCGGCACAGAAGGCAGAGAACUGAGCAGGAGCCAAUGCUAGCCAGAGACCCCAGGAGGGACACCCGGAGCGCAGAUGCCCGCGGCCUGUGAGGAGACUGAGAUCCCAGCAGCAGGAACCUCCCAGGAGACGCGGGGCUGCCGUGUCCGUGUCCCCCCCUGUGCUCCAGCACCGGUUCUCUGUCCCUAACCCGACUAAACUCCGCUCACCGUCCUCUGCCUCCCGUGGUGUGCAACGUUGCUGUGAGAUGAUCCUUACCUCUAGGGCUAGUUGUUGCUGGUGUUGUAGUCGUGACUUUCUCCUCACCCUCCUCGUGCAGUGCGUGUGGCUCGGGCUCUGUAGGACUGGCUGCCCUUUGGGGUGCCCUCCACGCCUGGGGACAGGGAGCGUGCCUGUGGGUCAGGGACCCCCCUUCCCUGCCCAGGGCCAGCAGCACAGCCCCCCUGGCUUUGGGCAGGGCUUGGGGACCUGCAGUGCCCUGGGGACCUGCCCAGCCAUUUCAGGGCAACCCGUCCCCAUUUCAGCAAUAACCCCCUGCAUGCCCCCAGCCUAAAAACAGCCAUGGUGGGGGGUGGGCCAGGCAGGGACCUCCCAUGGCUCAGCCCCCCUCGCUGGGGUCACUGGGGUGCUGGAUUCAAGGCUGAAGGGGGCUCUCCUGCCUCUCCUGCGGGGCACUCCCUGUCAGGGAGUUGUUUCUGUUCCUGGUUAGACCUGGGGCACGCUGCUUUAAGUGUGAGGCAAGGCCGUGGUGGCAGAGAAGCCCGUGAGGUCCCCAGCACGGUGACACAGUGGGUGAGGGCAGCAGCACAGCAGUGACCUCACUGACCAGCACAAACCAGCUCCUGCCCGUGAGCCAGAGCUGGGUGGGUGGCACAGUCUGAGGGCUAAAGAGAACCAGAGAUCCUGUCUGUGCUUGUCUCUGGCACAGAAGGGGCGGUGGCAUCUCCUCCUGGUGCUCCCUGCCCCUGCUGGUGCCUUGUCACUCCCUGUGCCACCUGUGUCUGUGCUGUGUGUUGUCCCGUGGUGGUUCCGUGUCACCCCCUGUGCCAGCUGUCCCCUCUCCCCGUGGAGCAGCAGCGAGUGGCACUGAGUGAUUCUUGGGGCUUUUGCACACCUGAGGCUGCACUGUGGCAACGUGCUGAGCCCAGAGGUCAUUGUCACCCUCUGUCCUCUCAUGGGUCAGAGGCAAACCUGUGAUUUUUGGCUCUUUCCCACGUCCAUGGGCAGGUAAAACCUCGACUGGGGCUGGGGACUGCCAGCUUGGGUGGGGCAGCAGUGGGGGGUCCCCAGGGCUUCACUGAAACCCCCCAGGGUGCCAUCCCAGGCUGGGAAGGGGGUCCUGUCCCCCAGGAGAGUUUUGAGAGGAGUUUGUGCUGUGUCCUUCCCACUGUGGUGGCCCUGCCUCCAGCGUGCUCUGUGUCCCUGCAUGCUUGGCAUCACUUGGUGGCUCCGGGAAGCUCUGUCCCAUCUGUGCCAGGCAGAGGGACCGUGUCUCUCGUGUUGUGUCCCUUCCCUCCGUCCUGGCUGUUGCAGAGAGCUCCCGGGCAGAGCAGACCCCGGCCCGGCCCCCCAGUGUCACGGUGUGUGUCCCGGUGCUGUCCCUAGUGUGCCGUCGGUGUUACCACGAAACAAAGAGCUCCCUGUGGUGUGUGAAAUGGCCAAACCCUGACUGUUGUAAAAUAAACUGAGCUAUUGUGUCUCCUUUUAAAUAGGCGAGUGUGCUGCUGUGCUGGAGGGCUGGUGUGCUCUGUGCUGUGACCUAAGGGGAAAGGAAUAAAAUAUCGUUUCUA
Molecule: messenger RNA, 2633 nt
Organism: Haemorhous mexicanus (house finch)
Lineage: Eukaryota; Metazoa; Chordata; Aves; Passeriformes; Fringillidae
Gene: FXYD6
Product: FXYD domain containing ion transport regulator 6
Exons: 8
Coding region: 578-868 (96 amino acids)
Biological process (GO): regulation of sodium ion transmembrane transporter activity
Cellular component (GO): membrane
Molecular function (GO): sodium channel regulator activity
Source: RefSeq, a predicted model, not a curated record